AUGCAUUUAUCAAUUUCCCCAUUGACGAUCCUUACCGUUGCAGCUCUCUUGACUUCUUCAGUCGCUGUAGAUAUAGAAGCUCGACAAUCACCCGCUCUCCCCGCAACUCAAACUCCAGUCCCCACAUCAACCACAAACACUUCCCUCGAUCCCUCCCAAUCAGCGUCUCAAUCAUUAGCAGUUCAAUCCGCGCUCGUAUCGUACGCGUCAUCUCUUUCCGCCGCUGGCUAUACGCUCGCUGGGCCUGGAGCUUCAGCUGCUGCGAAGGCUGCUACGCAUACUUCUGAUUCGGAGAGUAGUAUCCAUAUAAUACGUGAAAGAACCUUGGCUUCUGAAACAAUUACCAAGCAAGGCCUGAAAGAGAGGGAGGUUUUGUUUGAUUGGAUCUUGGCUUGGGGUUAUAUGACGAUUUGGGAAAUAGAAGGUCGAACUUUUGAUCAAGACAUUGAUACCUACGCCUGA
Molecule: messenger RNA, 462 nt
Organism: Sclerotinia borealis F-4128
Lineage: Eukaryota; Fungi; Ascomycota; Leotiomycetes; Helotiales; Sclerotiniaceae
Source: the annotation of a GenBank genome assembly